This is a messenger RNA of Thrips palmi, 3343 nucleotides long. RefSeq names its product dnaJ homolog subfamily C member 10-like. NCBI's taxonomy places the organism in Eukaryota, Metazoa, Arthropoda, Insecta, Thysanoptera, Thripidae. The coding region runs from base 159 to 2528 and encodes 789 amino acids. The record is from RefSeq and is a predicted model, not a curated record. The transcript is spliced from 13 exons.
CGCGCACAGCGCUAGCAAAGCCCGUCCGGUCCGCUAGCAGAAGCGUGGGCGGUGAAGAUGGCGGCGUCCUAAGAGCCUCUCCUAAUUUGUUUAUCAAAGUUUUGUUCCUCAUGUCCAACUUUCUCCUGUAUUGAUGGUUUAAACCUGACACAACAAUUAUGCAUUCCUUUACAGCCAUUUUUUUUCUGCUCGUGUGUUUUCAAGUUGCUUUUGCUGGUGAAGACUUUUAUCAGUUACUGGGAAUAGCUAGAGAUUCUGACACCAGAGAAAUUAGAAAGGCAUUUAAAAAGUUAGCAGUUACACUUCACCCUGACAAAAACCAGGAUGAUGAAAACGCACAUGAAAAGUUCAUUAAACUAACUCGGGCAUAUGAAGUUCUAAAAGAUGAAGACCUGAGAAAAAAAUAUGAUCUACACGGAGAAGAUGGCUUGCCAGGAUCAAGUAAUCAGCAGCCAAAAUAUCACAGCUACUCAUACUAUCGAGAUAAUUUUGGCAUUUAUGAUGAUGACCAAGAAAUUAUAACAUUAACCAGAAGUGAUUUUCAGCAAAGUGUUCUCAACUCCAAUAGCCUAUGGUUCAUUAACUUUUAUUCAGCUAUGUGUUCUCAUUGCCACACUCUUGCACCUGUAUGGAGAACUUUGGCACAAGAAAUGGAAGGUGUCUUAAGGUUUGGUGCUGUUAAUUGUGAAGAUGAGUGGCAGCUUUGCCGAAGUCUAAACAUAAGAUCAUAUCCUUCACUCUACUUGUACCCAAGUGGACAUAAAUAUGAAUAUGACAGAUCUCUUCCAGAGCUCCGUAAAUUUGUUUUAAGCAAGCUAAAAACCAAUCUUAUUCACAUUCGUAGUAAUCAGUGGGUGAAUCUUAUUAAAUCUGAUAUUAAUAGAGGGCUGUCUUGGGUUCUGUUCCUGUGUGGAGGAAAGCAGUUUGAAGAAUGUCCGUCAUCUGAAACUCGCCUUAAAGUUGGCUCCAUUCUGGAGGGAUUGGCUGGCCAGGGAUCAAUUGAUUGUGAUACAGAUGAGGAAUGGUGCAAAGAAAUGAGUCCAUCAGGAGCAAAUAUUGUUUUUUGGAAACGGGAAGGUGGAAUGGAUUCAGUUGAUGGGCAUUAUCAUGACAUAAAUAGUCAUGAUGCUCAGGAAAUCACUAGCCAUAUAUUUAAUCUUCUACCAGAUCCUGCUGAUCUGGAUGAGGAAGCCUUUCAGGAAAUUCAUGCUCAACUCUCCCUUGACCCUUCCUCGUCCUGGCUUGUCUACUUUUAUAUUGGUUCACCUGAGGAACAAACCAAAGAAUUGAAGAAAUUACCUUCACUUCUUCCCACCCUGAGAAUAGGUCGGGUGCAUUGCGGGAAACAUUCCAAACUUUGUACCAAGUGGCAUGUUCAUCGAUAUCCAAUGUUUGCUGUGCUGAAGCCAGGUGGUAAAUUUGAGGUGUAUCAUGGCCGGGAGAUCGCACAUGAUGUUGCUAACUUUGCCAAAGAGAGUAGUGCUGCUCCUAACUUACACACACUCUCUUCAGAAGAUUUUCCAGAUGUGCUGCACAACUUUGAAGGUACAAAGAGUGCCUGGUUUGUGGAUUUUUAUGCACCAUGGUGCCCACCCUGUAUGCAGCUACUCCCAGAGCUUCGAAAAGCAAGUCAACAAUUUGAGGACUCGGUCAAUUUUGGUACAAUUGAUUGCACCGUUCAUUCAAACCUCUGUCAACGCUACAAUAUCCACGCAUAUCCAACCACAAUGUUUUUCAAUAAUACUCAAUCAGAGCCGUUUAGGGGGGCCCAUACAGCCUCUGAAAUUAUUGAAUUUAUUCAAGAGAUGUUGAAUCCAACUGUUGCAAAGCUGUCAGAAACAGACUUUUAUGAGAAAGUUGGAAAUAAAAACAAAGAAGAACUUUGGCUUAUAGACUUUUUUGCUCCAUGGUGUGGGGCCUGUCAAGAACUAGCACACCAGUGGAGAAAACUAGCCAAGAUGGUUUCGGGAAUACCUAAUAUUUUCAUCGCUCAAGUGGAUUGUACAAUUGAAAGGGCUCUAUGUGCAAACCAAGGUAUCCGCUCGUAUCCCACGAUUCGAUUAUAUCCUGUUGGAAGUCGUGGUCUCAACUCUGUUGCCAUGUACAAUGAUUACCACAGAGAUGCAUAUACCAUUCGGGCUUGGCUGUUCACAUUUAUCCCAUCUUCAGUGAUAGAACUCACUGAAGAAACAUUUGAAAAGCAUGUUCUCCACAGUGAAAAGCCAUGGCUUAUUGACUUUUAUGCCCCAUGGUGUGGACACUGCCAGCACUUUGCUCCAGAAUUUCAGCUGCUAGCCCAGAAACUUGAGGGCAGAGUUAAAUGUGGUAAAGUGAACUGUGAUGAUCAUAGAGAAAUGUGCCGCAAAGCUUAUGUUAGAGCCUAUCCAACUGUCAUGUUCUAUUAUCCUCAAACAAUAUAUCCUGACCAGGGAGAAGAAAUUAAUUCCCAAAGAUCAGACCAAAUACUCAAGCAUGUUGAGAAAGUUCUUUUAAGUCUAGGAUCCGAACCUUCACAUGAUGAACUAUAAGUAUCAGAGCGGUAAUAUGGGCUAUAGUGUUCAUAGUCACUUUUAAUUCGGUUUUGAUACAUGUGCUUUCCCAGAAUAUAAUGCAUGAGGGAAACUGGAUGUUUAGAUGAUGACAAAUGAUUGCUCUUCAAUUUGGUGGUGCCUUUGGCUUAAAUUCAUUUCCAAUUAAUGAACCCAUGAAACAUUGCCAAAUCUGCCACAAUUCUACAAAUUGUGAUCUCUUUUCCCAGAACUCCAAUUUAUUUAUUUUUCUGUUUUUAUCAUGUUUUAUAGCAUUUUACCUGCUUUCACAUUUGUUUUUUCACCAUUUUCCUUUUGAUUUCUUUUCUUUUAAGUAAAUUUUGCAUAUUUUUACUAUUUUUAUGUUCUAAGUCGUAUAUUGAAUGUGAUUACCCUGAGAUAAAUUUUAAAACUGUGUUUAUUUUUGUAUCACACCUUUCUCUUUUGGAAAGGCUUUUCCUAGAAUAAUUUUAAUUAUUGCUUAUUUAUGUGUUGCUGUACUCAAAAGGGACUACAAACUUUGUGCCAAAAAUGUUGUUCCUUUGGUCUUUUAUUGCUGCAUCACAUGGUUUUUUCACUGUUGUAAUUUUUGUUCAUGGAGUGCAGUAUAUUUUAUACUGGAAUGCGGGGAAGGAUGGUUUAACUUCAUUAAAAAUGAACUUAAUUUGGGAAAAUGUAUUAUUGCCUUAUAAAAGAUGCUCAUCUUAAUCAGAAUGAGCAGUGUAGUUUGUGUUUACCAAAGCUUGUCAAACAGUGAUAAUAUAAUGGUGUUGAGUGUUUGUGAUCUGAGAUUAAAAACUUAAUUUAAAUGUUAA